Messenger RNA from Pseudoliparis swirei, 2674 nucleotides. RefSeq names its product receptor activity modifying protein 1 (gene ramp1). Gene Ontology annotation, cellular component: membrane; signaling receptor complex; cell surface. The record is from RefSeq and is a predicted model, not a curated record. Gene Ontology annotation, molecular function: coreceptor activity. Bases 501 to 932 code for a protein of 143 amino acids. NCBI's taxonomy places the organism in Eukaryota, Metazoa, Chordata, Actinopteri, Perciformes, Liparidae. Gene Ontology annotation, biological process: cellular response to hormone stimulus; intracellular protein transport; calcium ion transport. The transcript is spliced from 3 exons.
CACACACACACACACACACACACACACACAUACACGCGCACGCGGUCUCCCCGCUCCACUGGUCCCAGGCUGGUGCGUCCCGUUGCGCGCGUCCACGCGUGUGUACCAACGCCGGAACGCUCCACGAUAGCGCGCUCCGGACUCUUUGUGCCGACUGGCGGGGGAGGAUAUAGCUACAACUUUACGAGCCGAUAUGUUUCACGCGUGGAUGACAGAGGAUCGGUGACAGGAAGUGGUCGGGGGAGGUCAGGCGCAACAGGAGCGAGGACGAACCCCCCCCCUUUCUGACAUCCACAGCGCAGUUUGCGCAAAAGGUGACACAGCAGAGGAUCCCCCGACCGGACGACCGCGUUACAUGGAUUUCUUCACCUGCUGUCUGCGCUCACUCACGCUGUUACCUCUCAGUAUUUGAGAGCUCUUGCUGCCCCUCCCCCCGCCUCCCUCUCUUCACUUCCCUUCCAAACUUCAGUCGGCGGGUCGUGGUGUCGGAGAGCGCCAGGAUGGGAUCGCAGUCCCGGGCGCUCCUGUGGCUCAUCGGAGUGUCUCAGUGUGUGUCGGCACUGGGGUGUGGACCCCACUAUGAAUUCGCCAUUGAGGAGUUCUGCCUCGCCAAAUUCAGACUUGACAUGCAAGAGCUGGACCAGACACACUGGUGUAGCUGGGAGGACACAGUCGAGCUCUACGGCGAGCUGACCAACUGCACGGCCCUGGUGGCGCAUAAGAUGGACUGCUUCUGGCCCAACAGGCUGGUGGAUGAGUUCUUCAUCCGAGUCCACAAGCACUACUUCCACAACUGCUCGCUGACCGGACGGCAACUGAAGGACCCGCCCAAUCGCAUCCUGGGUCCCUUCAUUGCGGUUCCCAUCCUGGUCACCCUCCUCAUGACGGCCCUGGUGGUGUGGAGGAGCAAGCGCAGCGAGGGCAUGGUGUAGGGGAAAGGGAGCGGGGAGUGGGGGGGGGAGGGGUUGCACAUUUCAAGACCAGAGGUACUUUUUGUGCCGUACGGUUGCAUCAUAUUCACCCUAGCUCAAGGCGAACAAACGGACCAGAACCACUUCCUGAUGGACCUGGAAGAGGAGCUGUUCAAGAUCCUCGUUAAAACCAGAUCUUCAGUGACGCCUGAAUGCUCUGACGCCAAUACGACGCCUUUACUCCCAUCUGGUGUAACACCAAUAGUCUGACGCGGUCCGAAAUCAUCGCCGUUGUUUACGGAGCGUACCUGAAUCUGACGUGGACCAGGAGAGUGACCGGUGCAAACAUAUGAAGAUAAAAUAUAUAAAUUAUAGAACAAUUGUGAGAAAAUUUCUUUCUGGAGAUGAAGCAGCUUCAAAUAAUGUUAGAAGUGGGAAAAAUGCCUCAACUCAAACAUGAAUUUCACACAUUUUUGUGGAGUCCAUGGAAAUAACUGACCUUCUCCAGGAUAACAGGAUUAAAACAAAGUGGUGAACUUUCCCGGGAGGCUUGCUUUACACUUUGACAAGCGACAAAAGAACACUAACGGCAUGUGUUAGGGGAACCCAGGGAUACCAGAUUUGAUGUGUAUAUACAUAUUAUACUGUAUAUACACACAAUAUUUACAAUAUGAGAUGCAUCUGUCAGUGGACUGUCAGAAUUUCUUUGGAACACAAUCAAGAUGAACAUUUGUAAAAGUAGAGUCAAACUAAAUCAAAAUCUCUCAGAUGCAAUUUUUUUGUUUCCACAAAGAAACACAACAUUUGAACAUAUGUGCAUUAUAUUUAAAAUAUACUCUCCGUCAUGCUGUCGAGCUCUAGUGGGAGUGGAAUCCGUCAGUUUUUGUGUGUUUUCCUUUCUUUCCCUCUGCUCAUAUCAUAGCCUCAAGGUCCUCGCCAUGCCUGCAGAGAAACAAAGAUGUGUUUCCAUAGCAUGAUACAGACUGAACCAGCUGGGAAAAGGCAGGUAGCAAAGUCAUAUUCUAAAGAUUGGCAGGUGUGCAGUAAAGGUGAAAAACGGCGCGGUGCUGAGAGGAUUGACGAGGUCGAGGCCCCAAUUUGGACGGCCUGUGAUGAUGUUGUGUUCUCUUGCAUCCUCCAUCCUCCGUCACCAAGGAAACUAAAGUGAAGAAAUGCCAGCAGACACACAGCUGGACAAGUCAAGACUUUGAAGGCCACGGGAGAACUAAACGGCUUUUAUCCAUUUUGGUCACGAUAUAGAAAGACACGAGCCCAAAAAAUAACAAAUCGAUUGCAUCCAAUUUCGGAAGUAAUGUGAAAAUGUUGCAAGAAACUUUAAAAAAAGAGAGAACAAAGAGUCGGAACUUCACUGUCUAAAGACACAUCUAACCACAGAGGAUGGAUCAGCCAACACACAUCUCUGCUGAACCUUUCCCGAAGCACAGUUUGUGUAUCAUGGACAUUAAUAUUGAUUCAUGAUCUCCCAGUGUGGUAGAGUGCACCGCAUGAACUGUUUCCUCAUUGAUAUUUUUAGAAACGCUCACUUUCCUUUCUAGAUCCGUUGACCUGUAACCCGCUUGUCAGCAACACACACCAGAGAGCACGCCCACGCUUGCCCACCGCCAUUUGUACUACGUGCCAACAGCUCUCGGAAAACAUCCGGCAGUGAUUGCUGUGAAAUGUCUAAUUCUCUGUUGGAGUGACUUCUAAUGACUGAAUUGUAAAAACGAUGAUCGUGAAUUAAAGUUGAAUAAAACAUCUGA